AUGAUAUCCAAGGGAGGUGCUACUCCAUUUUUCUACAUUAACAUCGAGACGGUGAUCAUCACCAACAUGAACUACUACCCGGUUGGCGUUGCCAGCUACCACUUCGACCUGAGCGGCACGGCGUUCGGCGCCAUGGCCAAGCCGGGGCUCAACGACAAGCUCCGCCACUCCGGCAUCAUCGACAUCCACUUUAGGCGUGUGCCGUGCAACUACCCGGGGCUCAAGAUAAACUUCCACAUUUAGGAGGGGUCCAACCCGGUGUACUUCGCCGUGCUCGUCAAGUACGAGGACCUCGACGGCGACGUCGUGCAGGUCGACCUCAUGGAGUCCAAGUCGGCGUACGGCGGCGCCAUCGGAGUGUGGACACCGAUGAGGGAGUCAUGGGGCUCCGCAUCGGCAGUGACAUCGGCUAAUGCAAAGGUCAUGGAUUGUGCAUGGUUCUCAUAG
This is a messenger RNA of Oryza sativa Japonica Group (Japanese rice), 447 nucleotides long. Lineage: Eukaryota; Viridiplantae; Streptophyta; Magnoliopsida; Poales; Poaceae. The record is from RefSeq and is a predicted model, not a curated record.